UAAUGUUGCAGCCAUUUGACUAUGAUCCCAAUGAGAAAAGCAAACACAAAUUCAUGGUACAGACAGUCUAUGCUCCUCCUGGUAUUACAGACAUGGAAGCAGUAUGGAAAGAUGCAAAGCCUGAAGAUCUUAUGGACUCUAAACUCAGAUGUGUCUUUGAGUUGCCUGCGGAGAAUGAGAAAUCGCAGAACGAGAUUGUAGAGUGCGACCCAUUAGGCAGUGGUUUAGACACCCCGUUAGAUACAGCAAAGAUGGAUCUGCAUAGCUUUGUGCACUAUUAUGACAGUGUCCGACCGCCUCCACGUGCUGUACCCACACCAGGAAAUGGUCUCAGGUUUCACACUCCAAUCCGUGGUGGCAUUCGUCAGACUCCAAUCAGUGGUAGCCAUAGAAGUGACCUUCAGGGAUUUGUAUCUGCCCCAGCCAGUGACACCAGAGUACAAAAGGUCCAGAAUGAUAUUGAAGUGAAUAAAGCUGCUGCAGUAACGAAUGCACCUAAAUCAGAUGGACCGGCAAUGCCAAAAUCUGCCAGUAUUUCAAUGGAUGACACUGAAGUGCGGAAACUAGUUGAAGAAUGCAAGAGGCUUCAAGCCGAGUUGAUGAAAAUGACAGAUGAGAAUCGACAGCUGAAAGUAAGCUUUUAUGAACCAUACAAAAAGCUUUGCACAGUAUAACACAUUCAUUCCUGGAGGUAUGUCAAGAUAUGUUGGCAGAAGAAUGUCGUUCUCAAUCUGAGUGAUUAACACCAAAUAUUGGAACCGUUCAAACAGCUGGUACAAUGAAUGAGGUGAUCGGAGUUUGAAAGGGAAAGGAUUCCUUCUGCAUCCCAUUUCAGGUUGAUCAAGGAAUGGCUUCAACUGUCUAUACAAAAUGGACUGACGUCAUCAAGCAUAUUGUGGAGUAAUGUUCCUUUUAAAAAUUCAGUCUCUUCACUUGUCAUACUUUUGUUUCCUGUUGUGUUAUACAUUUCCAUUGCAUAUUCCUCAGAUAAGUAGAUCACUUGCUUCCAGGCUUCCAUUGCUACACAAGAUUCAUUAACUAAAGGGUGUAUGAUUGUAAUGCAUGCACUACCUUCUCCUACCCCAAGAAUCAGUGUAAUCGGCUGGUUUUGGUGUUUAUGGAACUUCUUGGGCGCAUUAUUAGUAUGUCUACAAAGCCAGUUGAGUAAGUUGAUGUACCGAUAUAGUAUGACAUGAAAUUGCACGUGUGAGCUUGGUUCCUCCUAUCACAUUGCACCAGCAUGCUAAUUUAUUGAUUCCUCAUGAAUAUAUCCUUCAGACAAAGUACAGAAGCAUUACUUCCUGAAGACUAUGCACAAUAUGCAUCAUAAUACAGAAAUGGGUUUAGGUUAGAGGUAGUAGGAACUGCAGAUGCUGGAGAAUCUGAGGUAACAAGGUGUAGAGCUGGAUGAACACA
This is a messenger RNA of Rhincodon typus (whale shark), 1416 nucleotides long. RefSeq names its product VAMP (vesicle-associated membrane protein)-associated protein A, like (gene vapal). Gene Ontology annotation, biological process: endoplasmic reticulum membrane organization. The transcript has 4 exons. Gene Ontology annotation, cellular component: plasma membrane; endoplasmic reticulum membrane. The coding region runs from base 3 to 674 and encodes 223 amino acids. Gene Ontology annotation, molecular function: FFAT motif binding. Lineage: Eukaryota; Metazoa; Chordata; Chondrichthyes; Orectolobiformes; Rhincodontidae. The record is from RefSeq and is a predicted model, not a curated record.